This is a messenger RNA of Arthroderma uncinatum, 1404 nucleotides long. RefSeq names its product Delta(24(24(1)))-sterol reductase. Gene Ontology annotation, biological process: ergosterol biosynthetic process. Gene Ontology annotation, molecular function: Delta24(24-1) sterol reductase activity. NCBI's taxonomy places the organism in Eukaryota, Fungi, Ascomycota, Eurotiomycetes, Onygenales, Arthrodermataceae. The coding region runs from base 1 to 1404 and encodes 467 amino acids. The transcript has 4 exons. Gene Ontology annotation, cellular component: endoplasmic reticulum membrane. The record is from RefSeq and is a predicted model, not a curated record.
AUGGGUGCAAAACACAGAAAUUCUCCUCCUCCAACCAGCCGUAAGGAGAACGGAUCUACUGCUACGGCCAAGUUCACGGAUGGCGCGUCAGAUGAGUUCGAGUUUGGGGGUUCGCUCGGGGCUGCCUCGCUGAUGGUAGGCUUCCCGCUGCUGAUGUGGUAUAUGUGGAUAGGCGCAACAUACUACGAUGGCGGCCUCCCUCUGCCUGCUGCCGACCAGACCUGGGCUGAGUUUGGCCGCCAUCUAUCCCAUCUGGUGUACGAGGGAGCCUAUCCAACCGCCAGAGCAUGGGCUAUCUACUGGGUAUUCUUCAUCGCGGAGGCGCUCAUGUACUGCUACAUGCCUGGUGCCUCCAGCCACGGCCGGCCCCUGAGACACGAAGGAGGCAAGCGGCUUCCCUACUACUGUUCUGCAUACUGCAGCUUCUACGCGACGCUCGCCGUUGCGGCCAUCCUGCACGUCACCGGCUUGUUCCCCCUAUACACGUUGAUUGACGAGUUUGGAUCAAUUAUGACUGUCGCUAUUCUGUCGGGCUUCCUCAAUAGCUUGAUUGUCUAUAUCCAAGCUAUCGUACGUGGACGAACACAUCGGCUUACAGGUUACCCCAUAUACGACUUUUUCAUGGGUGCCGAACUGAACCCCCGCAUCGGAAUCCUGGACUUCAAGAUGUUCUACGAAGUGAGGAUCCCAUGGUUCAUCCUGUUCCUCAUCACUUGCUCCGUGGCUGCCCGCCAGUUCGAAACGUAUGGCUACGUCUCGCCGGAGGUGGUCUUCCUAGCCGUGGCGCACUUCUUAUAUACCAAUGCCUGUGCCAAAGCUGAGCAGAUGAUCAUUACGAGCUGGGACAUGUACUUUGAAAAAUUGGGUUUCAUGCUCACCUUCUGGAAUAUGGCCGGUGUGCCCUUUACUUAUUGCCAUUGUGCUCUAUACCUAGCGAAUCAUGACCCGUCCGAGUACCGUUGGAAUCCCUUCUCCCUGGCAGUGCUUGCUGUUAUUUACCUUUUCAUGUAUUGGAUGUGGGACAGCGCCAACGGCCAGAAGAACGCAUUCCGCCACAAGGAGAAGGGUCAGCUCAUAAAGCGUAACACUUUUCCCCAAGUGCCUUGGCAGGCGAUUGAGAACCCAAAGACUAUCAAGACGGAUGCAGGUGAUCAUCUGUUGGUCGAUGGCUGGUUUGCGAUCAUCCGAAAGCCCAACUAUGUCCCUGACAUGUUCUUCUCGAUGACCUGGGGUCUACUCACUGGUUUCAAGAGCCCCUUCCCCUGGUUUUACUUUGUGUUCUUUAUGGUCAUGAUCAUUCACCGUACAAGUAGAGAUAUUACCAGAUGCCGGAGAAAGUACGGUGAAGCUUGGAAGCGCUACGAGGAAGCUGUACCAUAUAUCUUCAUCCCAUAUGUCAUCUAA